AUGAAGGUCCAAGUUGCUUCCGCCGCUGCCGUCCUCCUGGCCGGCCAAGCCCUUGCCGCUCCCGCCCAGCUCCAGGCCCGCCAGGGCAAGACCGCCGCCGCCAUCAUCGCCGAGAUCGCUCCCGGCUCCGCCUCUUGCGAUGGCACGCCGGACUGCCGCACGGCCGACCAGGCCGCGCCGUUCCUGAUCGAGGCCAUGGCGAAAUACGGCCUCACCUCGCCCGGCCAGAUCGCCGGCGUGCUCGCGCUGUCGGCCUUCGAGUCGGUCGACUUCAAGUUCAAGCACAACGUGUUCCCCGGCCGCCCCGGCCAGGGCACCUCCAACAUGCAGAUGUUCCCCUUCAACAUCCUCUACGCCCAGUCCAUCUCCGAGCUCGCGGGCCAGGUGUCGGGCGUCAGCGCCGACGCGCCCGACGCCCAGAAGAACGAGAUUCUCGACCUGCUCGCCGACGACAAGUACAACUUCGGCAGCGGCGCCUGGUUCCUCACCACCCAGUGCGGCAGCGACGUCGUCGAGGGCCUCAAGUCCGGCUCGGACGCGUCCUUCGCCGCCUACAUGGCCUGCGUCGGCGUCGGCCUCGACGGCGACCGCCAGGCCUACUGGACCCGCGCCAAGCAGGCCUUCGGUAUCUAA
Messenger RNA from Durotheca rogersii, 633 nucleotides. RefSeq lists its product as uncharacterized. NCBI's taxonomy places the organism in Eukaryota, Fungi, Ascomycota, Sordariomycetes, Xylariales, Xylariaceae. The record is from RefSeq and is a predicted model, not a curated record. Bases 1 to 633 code for a protein of 210 amino acids. The transcript has a single exon.